Molecule: messenger RNA, 3477 nt
Organism: Uranotaenia lowii
Lineage: Eukaryota; Metazoa; Arthropoda; Insecta; Diptera; Culicidae
Exons: 2
Coding region: 827-1624 (265 amino acids)
Source: RefSeq, a predicted model, not a curated record
UGGCGGUGGAACAGAUCUACCGUAAACUGAAACGCGAAGCAGGUUAAUAAUGUUAAUAAUGAAUACGUCCAAGAUGAAGUUUAAGCUGCCCUGCGGAUCCGAGACCGACCGAGCUUGCUUAUCCAGUAAUAACAUGGUCAUGAUCCACAAGCAUCUGCAGUCGAGAAGACUUAGGCCCUGCUCAAAGUGUAACCUGUACACGACGCUCAUUAGACCGGUUGUCCUCUAGGGUACGAGACGUGGAUAUUGCUCAAGGAGGACCUGCGCACACACGGAGUAUUUGAGCGACCAUCUUUGGUGGCCUGCAGGAGGACGGAGUGUGAAGAAUGAAUUUCGAGCUCUCGUGACUCUACGGAGAACCCAGUAUUCAGAAUGUGUUGAAGGACCAGCGUGAUCUGGCGCAUGUGGGAUGUCCGAGAAAUUGGAGAACGGUUGCUAUGGACCGAGUGAAUUUUAGGAAUUAUGUUCAUCGUGUUGUGUCGUGAGACGGAGUACCAUGAAAAUAAAAAAUAAAGAAUAACGUGAGUGACCCUAUUUGGCCCGGUUUCCUUUUGUGUCCUUUCUAAAGGCAACACUGUGGUAGAAUGAAGUGUCUAUAAGUUUUAGCGCCAACGCAAAAGUGAUUUUUUCCCAAGUAAAAUCUAAACUUAACCACUUCUAUUUAUUCUAAUCGCUAGAAGAUCAUCCGCGCUAGUUGCACGUACCGAAGUUUUUGUGCCGGGUCGAUAGUUAAAAUCUAAAUUUAUCAAAAUUAAAAAAACUGUUGUUGUGCCGGAUAAACGGUGAAGUGCUGAAAACAAUAGCUAUUAUUCGAGCAGUUGGAGUCAUGAGUGAGGAGGACAAGAUGAUAUCGCUGAGAAGCAACAGUAUCACCAGAGCUAAGCCUAAGAGCUCUGAUAUGACUGUCACCGAGCUAUCCAACCUUAUGAAAACACAGUUUGAAACAUACCAAAGGAGCACACGGGACGAAAUCAUGAGGCUUGGAGAAAAAUUCACUUCCCAAAUUCAUCAAAUUCGCCAGGAGCUGACGAGUGAUAUACAAAAAAUACGUGAGGAAGGCAUCGUGACCACCAAUAAAUUAGAGGCAUCCAUCGCAGGUUUGAAGUUGGAGAACAUACAAACAAUCGAUCGUUUGCAAAGGAACAACGAUCUCAUCGUCAGUGGAAUCCCAUUUGUCCAGGGUGAAAACUUGCUCCUCUACUUUGCCACAAUCUGUCGCUCUCUGGACUAUGCUGAAGACGUUUGCCCGAUAGUCGAUAUUCGCCGUCUCUCCAAAGGUCACCCAAAAAGUGGUUCUCCGUUGUUGAUUCUCAUGCAAUUUGCUAUUCAUGUUCAGAGAAAUGAGUUCUACUCUCGUUAUCUAAAGUCACGUUCGUUAUCUCUGAAUGAUCUUGGAUUUGCUGUUAACAAGAGAAUCUAUAUCAACGAGAAUCUCUCUCCAGCAGCCAGAGAAACUCGAUCUAAAGCUCUGCUCCUGAAAAGAAGUGGGGCCUUACAUGCUGUGUACACUCGCGAUGGAAUUGUGUACGUGAAAUUCAAAGUUGAAGAUCGUGAGAUGAGUAUUGCUGUACCACCUGGAAACAACAUAGAAGAGCUGAUCAAAACAAAUACCCUUUCCAAAUAGUUAAUCUCACUCCUUCCAAUCCUAUCCUCAUGAUCCCAUGACUCCCCUCCUGAAAGUUAUGAAACGCAAAUAACCUUUCCUGAUAUGCUUUUGUUUACUCCUUCCAAUCCCAUCCUUUAUUCCUGUGAUUCCCCUCCUAAAAGUUAUAAAAACAACCACCCUUUCCGCUUAGCUAUUCUUCUUCCUUCCAAUCCGUUCCUGCUUAUCCUUUGACUCCCCUCCUAAAAGUUAUAAAACUUCAUUACAAUGAAUACUUCAUUACGACGAACCUGAGGAUCAUGUACGUAUGAGGAUCGUGGACGUGAGGAUCGAUGACCUGAGGAUCGUGGACGUAAGGAUCGUUGCUGUGGGAAUCGUGAACGCGAGGAUCUUAGAGCGUGUCGAUGACGGUUUAGUUUAUCAAAUGUUGUGGAAAUCCAAGUUGUGUCUGCGUAAUAAGUUACUUAUCUACAAACAAGUGUUUCGACCAGCGAUAAUGUAUGCAGUUCCGAUUUGGUCUAGCUGCUGCGCGACGAGGAAGAAAGCCAUCCAGAGGAUUCAGAACAAGGUUCUGAAAAUGAUUUUGCGGCUUCCACCUUGGCACAGCACCGAAGAUCUUCAUCGGAUUGCAGGCAUUGAAUCUAUCGAAGAGAUGGCCAACAAAAUCAUCUCCAACUUCAGAGGCAAAUCGAUGCAGUCUUCCAUCGCAGAGAUUCGCUCUCUCUACAAUUAGUUUAAUUUUAGGAUAGCUUUAGUUUUAAGUUUAAAAUAUUUUUUUUUUCACUACAGGAUGUUCUCCUUUGUAAAAAUGCUUGAUUGUGCUCAGCAAAUUUAAGUCGAAUAAAUAAAUUUUAGUGAUUAUUAAACUAUAGGGCUCUGAAAGUUCAUUAUUGAACUGAACACCUAAUUUAAUGUAUUAAUGUAAUAUAAAUGUAAUGAUGAAUUGGUACUAAUAAAGAUAUAUUUAAAAAAAAAAAAAAAUGUUAACUCGGUCCGUCGGGCAACGAUCGCUCGUGAGCAUUCGUGUACGGUAAGCUUCGUUCUGUUGUUUCGUUGGUGUGAUUUUAUUCCUGCGAGGCAUAGAAAAUAUCUAUUCGGAACUGUUCUCUUCGUUUUGUGUGCAAUCACGUCAUGAUUGGAACGAAGAUAAAAUCAAUCUGCACACAACAAGUUAAACCAGCGUUGCCACAUUUCAAUCUGUAUUUUCGAUGCAAAAAAUCUUUUUCAUCUGUAUAAAAUCUCAAAAAUCUGUAUUGAAAUCUGUAUCUAAAAUCUUGAUUCUGAAUAUUAACGCUACUAACUACGAUGACUUUCUUAUAAUGCGUAGCGCAUUAAAUUGAACUGAGCUCCAGAUUACUGCGAACUGCAGACUGUCAAAUCAAUGUAAAUUUGUCAUUUUGCAAUACGCAAACCGCUUUUUGGUUUAAUUUUGUACGAAGAAAAUAGGAAUGCAAAAAUUUACCAAAAUAUUCUGUGCAACGAACUAUUUAAGGUCACUCAAAGUUUUGAGUCGAUAUUUUUCGUUAAAUGUAUCAAGCUUUAUCCUCCCUGGGUUUAACAGUCAAUUGAGGCAGUCUCUGUACUCAGUUAUAUUAGCAGUAUACUGCGAGAAAAAUGUCCACAGAUGCGGAAGUAAUUCCAUGAUAUUUAGGUAACUGGCAUUGAAAGUUACAUUUCGUGUAGAGCGAUAUCCUAUUUGGUGUAUGAUUCUUAACACUUAAUAUUUUCAAACCCUUGCUUGUCAUUUUAAGCGCCAUAUUUAUGGGUCUUGAUCUAUGAUCUGGAAAUUUUUUCAAAUUUGCCGGUGUGACAACUGAAGGUGACUUGAACGUUGGCUGAUUUAAAUAGAUUAUUAUCGAUUAACUCACAGUAUA